Molecule: messenger RNA, 1654 nt
Organism: Paramormyrops kingsleyae
Lineage: Eukaryota; Metazoa; Chordata; Actinopteri; Osteoglossiformes; Mormyridae
Source: RefSeq, a predicted model, not a curated record
UGCCUUACCUCAGCCAAACGGCAUCGGCCGAGUACGGCUGCUUUCCAUAUAUCAAGUUUUCUUACCUUUUCUUUUUAUUUCCCCUUAUCCUUUACUUUACUUAGGCCUAUUGCUUUACUAUAGAUAGCUCUCAGGAAAAUCAGUUUCGUUGCGUCCCUCUCUUGCUGUAUGCUGCAGCCUCCUGUUGCGCAUUUUCAUAAGGGAACUUUGAUUUGAUUUUGAUGCACCCAAUAUUUCUGCAUCACCGACCGAUCAAUCAGUUUGUACUGAAAUACGUACGUGUGUCUAUCUGCGAAAAAAAAAAUAAGCUGGUGAAAAACCCAUAUGGUACCAGCCGACCAGCAAGUCAAAUGGUUCCACAGGUAAUUUACAGCAAAACACGGACAUCGGUUAUUUUAUCCCAGUAAAAUAAUAUGAAGCGCCUUCGGUAUGUGAGUAAUGCGGUAUACGUAUUACUCUGACAGUUUCGUUUCUGACCGGGUUUCGUUUUCUGUUUUCUGAUGUCACCGCGUAUGAAACGCAUUUAUAUAAAGAUGGGAUGGAGCUGCUGGUUUUACUUCACUUUCAGUAUUUUACUUUGCAGAUUAUGUCCAGUCUUCAGCACAAAAGCGCAAAACAAAUGUAGUGUUUUUAGGAAAUAUUUAAUCGCCGCGUUUACCUAUCCUAUAUAUGAUCCACGGACGUGUUUCUUCAAUCUACUUCAGAUAGGCUACUUUGGUAAAGCGAAUGAUCUAGGAUAUUAGGAGACGAGUUUUGCGCCUGGAAGCAAAUUAGUGUAAUGUAUUCCUGGGGAGAGAAUGCUCUCGGGGAUUCAGGGCAGACCGACGGACUUGAUCUGGACUGUCAGCUCCUCAGUGAGCGGGACAUAUUAUCUGUCGGAAGGGAAAUAACUGCAUUUGUCCAACGAAAUGAGGAACGCACCUUCUAUCUGCGUAAAAGGAACACACGGGAAACAAAGUCCUUCCAUCUGAAGGAGAAGAUACACACGCUGCACUGUGGUGCCUGUCAUGUUGUUGUGGUCACAGCGAAGGGCAAAAUAUACCAGCUGGACUGUGGGCAGCCAAACAGCAACCCCAGGUAUGAGCAUCUCAGCAACCAGAAGGUGGUACAGGUUGCCUGUGGAGACAAUCACUCUGUACUCCUUAUGCAAGAUGGACAGAUCUUCACCUGGGGGUGCAACUCCAGUGGUCAGCUGGGUCUUGGGAACACAAAACCCAGUACAAGGCCCCAGUCUCAGCUGGCACUGGCAGGGAUCCCCCUGGCUCAAAUAGCUGCUGGAGGUGACCACAGUGUGGCCCUGUCUGUCUCAGGAACCGUGUUCAGCUGGGGGAGCAACCGCAGGGGGCAGCUGGGCCUGGGAGAUAUGACUGAUCGCAAUAGUCCUGUUCCAGUGAGAUCUUUGCAUGGGAAGAAGACGAUCUACAUUUCCUGUGGGGCGGAACACACUGCCACUUUGACACAGGUCACAGAAAAUGCAUUUCUGGCUCUUAUGGUGAUGUUUAGAGUAAAUGUAAAAGGUACAUCUAGGACAGAAAAAAAUCCCAAUCUGCACAAAUAUAACUGAAAAAGAGGCUCGAAUCCUACCAAUGGGCCAAUCUAACAGAAUAUAUGCAAAUGAACAGUAACACUUGUUACUCUGUAUGGCCACAGAGAG